Messenger RNA from Nymphalis io (European peacock), 1044 nucleotides. RefSeq names its product centrosomal protein of 290 kDa-like. Lineage: Eukaryota; Metazoa; Arthropoda; Insecta; Lepidoptera; Nymphalidae. The transcript is spliced from 6 exons. The record is from RefSeq and is a predicted model, not a curated record. The coding region runs from base 1 to 993 and encodes 330 amino acids.
AUGGCUGAUGUAAAUAUUGUAAGCGACCGUUUGCAAAAUAUGUUAACAGGCUUAUCAAAGUGUAAAAUCGAUUUUUUUAAUGUCGCGGAAGAAUGCAAGAGUCUUCGAGAAGUAAAUGUGAAAUUAGAGUUAGAACUGAAGGAAUCGCGCGAACUCGAGAAAUCACACCGGUAUCACUUGCAAGCUUCCCGCGAAAUGAUGGGUAAUCUACAGGAAACCGUAACACAGUUGGUUUAUCUCAAACGUGAUGUAAAAAAAUUAAAAGACGAGAUUGUUUCCAAGGAUAUGACCUUAGCAUCAAUGCAAAAGGAUAAAGACAACCUACAACAAAAGCAUGACGAUAUUAUUAUAGACUUAAGGAAAAGUCAUGAAAGGCACAUCGAAGAAUUAAUAUCGAUUAACGACAAAAAACUUCAGCAGGCUCAAUACAAUUCCGAUACGCAAAUAGCUCAAUAUACCUGCAUUAUUGAAGAGCUACGUGAGAAAUUGAAAGAAGUGGAAGAAGUCCAUAGAGACAAGAUGAACUUAGUAGUAUUGGAUUAUGAAGAGAAAGUACAACGAAGUUUAGCUGAAGUCGCCCAGCUUCAAGAACAGCUGUCGCUGCAAAGUGCUCGCUCAGACGCCAACAUUGAUGCUUAUCGUAGGAAACUUGAAGAAUUAGAAGAAAAAUUAAAACAGAGUCAAUUUAAAGAAUAUUUGGCUCAAAGCAGUUAUCCUAAUCAAAGCCAUUACGAAAAUAAAGUUGAACUUCCUUACUCUGUAAAUGCUAAUUCUUUUAAUUCGUUAUCUGCCGACUAUAACUCUACAACAGAAAGUCCUAAGCCAAGUCAAAGCCGUCACACAAUGUUUACGAAAUCUUCGAAGGCACCAGCAUUACAAGUCAUGUAUACUGAUACUAAGACUCCGAAUUUGCCUAAAAAUGACAAGAAAGGCCAUUUCAACAUAACGAAAAAGAGGAAAUUGUAUAGUGAAAAAGACUUUCUAAAUCAGUAACAUCUUAACAUGCCUUCGUCUCAUACGUAACUCUAUGUAUGACUUUGUCUA